Molecule: messenger RNA, 2380 nt
Organism: Chenopodium quinoa (quinoa)
Lineage: Eukaryota; Viridiplantae; Streptophyta; Magnoliopsida; Caryophyllales; Amaranthaceae
Product: GDSL esterase/lipase At4g26790-like
Exons: 3
Coding region: 791-1984 (397 amino acids)
Molecular function (GO): hydrolase activity, acting on ester bonds
Source: RefSeq, a predicted model, not a curated record
ACAAGACCACAAUGUAACAGUUUAGUGAAAAUGUGAAGGUGCAUUUAAUCACAAAAAUAAUGCACGUUAAACGGAAAUACAAAUGGUUAUCAUGCAUUUCUUGAACUGUGAUAGCAAUGAGGGCAUACAAAGGGGUUUAAAGCGUUAAAGUUUAGCUUAGCCUAUAACAGUUUCCACUGCCUUUUCUUCUAUCAACCUUUCUGUAUCUGAACUUCUCAUUUCUGACAGUAAUCAGAGAACUUCUUUCUGAUGAAAGAUAAAUGCUCUUCAAUACACAAUUGACAGUACAUGCAUUUAGCAGAACAAGAAAUUAUAAUGAUGAAAGAAUGGUAAGUUAUACAUGAGGAAGAUUAGCUAUUAAGUAAUGGUAAUACAUAUGAAGUAUUAAAUACAGAGCAUCAAUUAUUUCCCGCAUCAUAGGUUAUAUCGAUCAGUUAUAAUAACUCCAACGACGCGCGCUCGUAUAACUGUCAAAGUAUAUAAUCUGAACCUGAUGCACCCAUCUGUAAACAAUAACAGGAAGCAAAACUACUCCUUUUUAACUACCACAAGUCACAGCAUAAGUCAAUUCCCUCUAGUAACAAACUACACCGACAAAUUUCAAGAAUUCCCUCUUAUUGGGCUUUUUCUUCUACCAUCUUUUCAUCGAAGGAAAGAAAAAUAAAAAUACAAAAAAAGAGCAGGGAAAUUCUUUUAGCAUUAGCCUAUUUCAAUUUUCAAUAAGCAGAGUCUAACCCCAGCAGAUCCAGCGUUUUAACAUUGAAAAGAGUGCACAUAGGACUAAACCCACAUGAUACACAAGGCUACCUUUUGGCUUCUCUUUGUUAAACUACUACAAUACUUCCUAGCCAUUGAUGCUGAAAUUCCGGCGGUCAUUGUCUUUGGGGAUUCCUCUGUUGAUACAGGGAACAACAAUGAGCUCUCCACAAUUUUGAGGAGCAACUUUGAGCCAUAUGGUCGUGAUUUUUUCGGAGGCAAACCCACUGGGAGGUUUUCCAAUGGUCGUCUUCCAUCAGAUUUCAUAUCUGAGGCAUUUGGGCUGAAACCAGUAGUCCCUGCAUUCUUGAAUCCUAAUUACAAAAUAGAUGAUUUUGCUACAGGAGUUUGUUUUGCAUCAGCAGGAACAGGGUAUGAUAAUGCUACGUCUGAUACACUAGUAAGUCUUCUAACUUCCAAAGAAAAUGCAAACAUUCUACUAUCGCUACAAAUUCUUGAUUCAAUUGUGCAUAAUUAUAACAUGCAGUCUGUUCUCCCACUAUGGAAGGAAGUGGAGUAUUAUAAGCAAUACCAGCAGCAGCUGAGGGACUAUCUUGGUGAUGACAGAGCUAACACAAUUCUUGAAGAAGCAGUAUACCUAAUAAGUAUCGGAACCAAUGAUUUCUUAGAGAACUACUAUGCACGCCAUAAAAGACGAUUGGAAUUUAGUAUUGAAGAGUACCAAAACUUCCUCAUUGGGAUUGCUAGUGACUUCAUCAAAGAUCUAUAUAAUCUUGGAGCUCGUAGAAUAUCUCUGGGUGGCCUACCUCCAAUGGGAUGUUUGCCAUUGGAAAGAACCAGAAACAUCAUGUUUAAGCGUCAAUGCAUAGAAGAAUACAACCAGGUAGCUAGAGAAUUUAAUAUGAAAUUGGCAAAUUUGGUCGACAGGCUAAACACAGAGCUGAAAGGGAUACAGCUAUUGUUAUCAAACCCUUACGACAUUCUCUUAGAGAUGAUUCAAAAUCCAUCUUCUUUCGGUAAGAUAUUUUCACUUAAAACUGAAAGGAUAUGGAUGCUUAAUUUCUUAUUUUCAGGAUUUGACAAUGCAGAUGUAGGAUGUUGUGCCACUGGAUAUCUUGAGAUGGGUUAUAUGUGUGAUCAACUCAACCCAUUCACAUGUAAAGAUGCUGAUAAAUAUGUAUUUUGGGAUGCUUUCCAUCCCACUGAAAGAACAAAUGGUCUUGUAGCUGCUCAUCUGAUGAAGAAAUGGUCAACCAAGUUUCUAUAAUUGACACAAGGUAUAUGAUCCCCUCCUACAAUGCAAUGAGGCGUCAUAUGCAUACCACAUUACAUCAUAGUAUGACUGUAUAACACAAUUUUCAUCAGGCACCUUAAUCCUUACUCCUUACUCCUUGGAGUACAUAGUCUUGUUAAUUCAUUGUCUCAGAUCCUGAUACAGAAUCUUAUUGGAAAAAAAAAUGAAGAGAGAGAUGCCUCCUAUUUCAUUCCCACGCUUCCCAACUUUGACAAGCAAAAUGAUUAAAUAAGUUCUACUUAUUCUAUUGAUUUAUGAGAUAUUCAUGUUGAUUGCAGGUUCGCAAGAACUUUCAUAUGCAGUUAACAGAAUGUAAAGCAGAAAAACAAGAGCCUACUUAUGAUAGAGUAUUGCAACAAUAAGCAAAGG